AUGGUCUAUGUGUCCAACAAGACUUUGCCAGAUGCUCACGAGUUGUGCGAGAUGCUGAACCAGCAAAGGCUCGAAGACGCAGGUGCCGAUGGCAGUUGUUCAAAUACAUCGACCCUGCAGGCAGAUGACUUAACGCGGCCCAGCUGGGUGGGGCGUGGCGUGGGCAUAGCACCUGUUGCUGCCGAACCUUCACAGCAGGACGUGGAGAUGCCCGUGCGACCUGGCCCACAUGCCAAACACCAAGUGACCAAGUGCUUUUGCUCUUUUGUUCCAAAAGUUCAGCAGGCUUGGAAGGUGAAGAGCUAUGGCUAUAGGCUAUAG
Molecule: messenger RNA, 321 nt
Organism: Durusdinium trenchii
Lineage: Eukaryota; Dinophyceae; Suessiales; Symbiodiniaceae
Source: the annotation of a GenBank genome assembly